UUGGACCUUUGAAGUGAGGCAUGAAAGCAGAGCCUUUUAUUUCAUUUCCCCAUGAACUAAGCACAAUUUAUAUACAGAGAUUUGCGACCUCAUAUUGCUUUAUUGUGCCUACCAAUCUGAGAUUCAAUACUGCCUUGCUAGAACGGCCUUCUUGCGAGUAACAUUAGUCCAAGCGAUGUUUACUGCCACUACGGAAGAUUGAGCCUACCUGUCCCCAAAUCCCAAGAGACCCCGGCCCAUCACUCCCGUUACUUCCGUCGAGCCCCAAAUCCUCAAACCCAAACUACUAUUUCAUCAACAAGCUCUAUCAUACUAACAAGCUUUCUGACCGUCCCUUAAUGCUGCUAGACUAACAGCUGCCUCAACCACUCAAACAGCACCCCAUUCCAAGAUGUCUUCCUCCACCCCCCUCGUCGCCCCACCCCACAUCCUCCAGCUCCUCUCCACCCUCCACAAAAAGAGAAAGGCAAGGGUCGUCUCCUCCGACAUUUUAGACAGCCUCGCCGACAGCCAAACUCCUGUCCUCAAGCAGGAUGAAUUUGACCGCCUCAUGCUGGACAAGUUCAUCGCCCUGGACGCGGACAAAUGCCAGUUCGUCUACCAGCUCCUCACCGCCAUGGGCGCCACCACCGUCAUCGAGGCGGACACCAGCUUCGGCGUGAGCGCCAUCUACCUCGCCCUCGCCGUGGGCAAGACCGCCGCCCGCACGGGCACGUCCGGCACGGUGAUCGCCACCGAGAAGGAGCCGAGCAAGGCCGCGAUCGCGCGCGGGUUCUGGGCCGAGUGCGGGCCGGGGGUGGAGCGGGUGAUUGUUCUGCGGGAGGGGGAUUUGCUGGUUACCCUGCAGGAGGGGGUAUCGGAAGUGGAUGUGUUGCUUCUUGAUACAUGGUGUGCGCUGGAGCUGCCCACGCUCAAGACGGUUCUGCCGCGGCUGCGUGGGUAUAAGGAGCUUUUGGCGUUCUUGCGGGAUCCGGGGAAUGGGUUUCGGAAUGUCACGUUGCCGUUUACGGGGGGGAGGGGGUUCGAGAUGAAUACUUAUUCGCCUUGA
Molecule: messenger RNA, 1048 nt
Organism: Aspergillus japonicus CBS 114.51
Lineage: Eukaryota; Fungi; Ascomycota; Eurotiomycetes; Eurotiales; Aspergillaceae
Product: O-methyltransferase
Exons: 4
Coding region: 392-1048 (218 amino acids)
Molecular function (GO): O-methyltransferase activity
Source: RefSeq, a predicted model, not a curated record